Molecule: messenger RNA, 2507 nt
Organism: Molossus molossus (Pallas's mastiff bat)
Lineage: Eukaryota; Metazoa; Chordata; Mammalia; Chiroptera; Molossidae
Gene: LMF2
Product: lipase maturation factor 2
Exons: 14
Coding region: 21-2138 (705 amino acids)
Biological process (GO): protein maturation
Cellular component (GO): endoplasmic reticulum membrane
Source: RefSeq, a predicted model, not a curated record
CAGCCGACCGCGUAGCGGACAUGGCGGGUUCCCGGCUCCCGCGGCAGCUCUUCCUCCAGGGUGUGGCCGCCGUCUUCUUGUUCGCCUUCGCUUCCCUCUACACACAGAUCCCGGGCUUAUAUGGCACCGAGGGCAUCCUCCCUGCACGAAGGACCCUGCGGCCCCAAGGCAAGGGGCCCUGGCAGCAGCUGUGGGAGACCCCGACGCUGCUGUGGGAGGCGCCACGACUGGGACUGGACACAGCACAGGGCCUGGAGCUGCUGAGCCUGCUGGGCACCCUGCUGUCCCUGGGCGCCCUGUUGCUGCGCCAGCUGCGCCACCCCCUCGUCUACCUGCUGCUCUGGGCCGCCUACCUGUCGGUCUGCCAGGUGGGCCAGGUGUUUCUUUAUUUCCAGUGGGAUUCCCUGCUGCUGGAGACUGGCUUCCUGGCUGUGCUGGUGGCCCCCCUGAGGCAGCCCCCCCACCAUAAGCAGCAACCCCAGGGCGGGCUGGCAGGGGCCUCACCCCAUGAAGGCCUCCCCUUCUGGCUCGUGCGCUGGCUGCUGUUUCGCCUCAUGUUCGCCUCGGGUGUGGUCAAGCUGACCAGCCGUUGCCCCGUGUGGUGGGGGCUCACUGCCCUCACCUACCACUAUGAGACGCAGUGCCUGCCCACACCUGCCUCCUGGUUUGCCCACCACCUGCCCGUCUGGCUGCACAAGCUCAGUGUGGUGGCCACCUUCCUCAUCGAGAUCGCGGUGCCCCCUCUGUUCUUCGCCCCUGUUCGCCGCCUACGCCUGGCUGCCUUCUACGCCCAGGUCUUGCUGCAAGUCCUGAUUAUCAUCACUGGUAACUAUAACUUCUUCAACCUGCUCACCCUGGUGCUCACCACUGCCCUUCUGGAUGACAAGCACCUGGCUGCUGAGUCUAGCAACAGCCGCCGCAAAAAGACACCUGCCUCCUGGCCCAAGGCCCUGCUGGCCCUACUGGCCCUGUUGCUAGAACUGACCGUCUAUGGGCUGCUGGCCUACGGCACCGUGCACUACUUUGGCCUGGAGGUCGACUGGGAGCAGUAUGCUGUCCACUCCAGAACCACCUUCACCUUCCACCAGUUCUCCCAGUGGCUGAAGAUGGUGACUCUGCCCACCAUGUGGCUAGGGGGUGCCUCCCUCGCCUGGGAAGUGCUGGCCGCCUUCUGGAGGUGGACCCAGGUGCGAGGCUGGCUCCGGAAGCUGUAUACUGCAGUUCAGCUGUCUGUCUUUGGCACUGCCACCGUGGCCAUGUUCCUGGUCAGCCUGGUGCCGUACUCCUACAUGGAGCCCUCCACCCAUGGGCGCCUCUGGACUGGGGCCCACCACCUGUUUGGAGCCGUGGAGCACCUACACCUGGCCAACUCCUAUGGCCUCUUCCGGAGGAUGACCGGUCUGGGUGGGAGGCCUGAGGUGGUGCUGGAGGGCAGCUACGACGGGCACCACUGGACAGAGAUCGAGUUCAUGUACAAGCCUGGGAACGUGAGCCGACCGCCCCCCCUCGUGGCACCGCACCAGCCGCGCCUUGAUUGGCAGAUGUGGUUCGCAGCUCUGGGCCCACACACGCACAGCCCAUGGUUCACGAGCCUGGUGCUCUGCCUGCUGCAGGGCAAGGAGCCGGUGAUCCGCCUCAUCCAGAACGACGUGGCCAGGUAUCCCUUCCACAAGCAGCCACCCACCUACGUGCGGGCCCAGCGCUAUAAGUACUGGUUCUCACAGCCUGGGGAGCAGGGUCAGUGGUGGCGACGCCAAUGGGUAGAGGAGUUUUUCCCACCAGUGUCCCUGGGGGACCCAGUGUUGGAUAGGCUGCUCAAGCAGUUUGACCUCCAGAACAAGAGCCCUCCCCGGGCCCGCAGCUCCAGCAACACCCUCACCCAGGCCCUCCACUGGCUACGGGAACAGCUGUCUCCGCUGGAGGCCCCUACCCUGCUCUGGGGACUCAUCCUCGCGGUAGGGGCCAUUAGGGUCAUGCAGUCCCUGCUGGGGCCUCGCCCCUCCCGGUCCUACUCUCCCCCCAGGGAGGAGAAGCACAAGCCAGCACUCAAGAAAGACCCGGGAGCUGCCGCUGACCAGGCUGCUCCAGCCCCCAACAACUGCAACAGCGGCUCCCAGACCCCUCGGCGGAAAAAGUAGCCACAUUCUGUCCGCCACAUGUCCAGAGGGUCAGGGUCCCCGCCACAUCGCUGGCCUUCUGGAGCAGGACGUGGACCAGCCACAGUGCCUUAGCCACUGUCUGGGCAGGUGUAGGUUGGACUGCUGCCCUCCCCUGAGGGCCCACUUGUGCCCCGUGCCAACCAUGUCCCUCCCCAGAGCACCCUCUGGCCUGGGCAAUGGCCUAGGAGGUGGGUUGUGACGAACUCAGAGCCCUUCCCAGGACAUUGUAAUCAGGACUGGGGGGGCGGGGUCCAAGUCUGUAGGGGCCCUAGUCUGAUGCCCGACCCCAGCUGCGGCACAAGAGGAGACAGCCCUGACACGGCCUCUCCGUGCCAGCCCAUGCCAUCA